AUGUUCAAGCCCUCCAGCUCAACUCAGAGCUCGCACACUGUUGUCCAAGCUGACAGGAAAGGCAAAGGAGUGAGCGCUGGGCAAGCUUGUGGGAGAUUUCCCGGAUAUGAGAACCUUAAGGACGAACUGCGCCUGGCGUUUGAGUCUCCGCAGGAUGAGCACCACCGUCGCUCGGCUUUCUUGGCGCUGAAGCAGAGUCGCCUGUCGAUGCUGGACUAUAUCCAGCAAGCAAGACACGUGGAGCCCUGCAUCGUCACCAAUCUGAUCGAUACAGUUACAAAAGUCCACGUGUUCGUCACGGGAAUGAACGCUGCACAUCAGCGUUUUUAUUUGCGCGGGAGCUCCCUACGUCGCUUGAAGAGGUGUCUGCGAUCGCGUUGCGCAAAGACCUCAGUGCCAUGGCUUCGCGCAUGGAGCAUUCUUUGCCUUCUCCCGCUUCUCAAGAGACUGUCCCAUGGAGAUUGGCGUGCUAGAUACAGGGAAUCGAGAAGGCAAUCGAGUUUCUAUACCGCGUUAAGAGAGAUGACGUCUCAACCGACAAUAUUCAGGAUGUCUUUUACAACAAAAUGA
Messenger RNA from Peronospora belbahrii, 570 nucleotides. Lineage: Eukaryota; Oomycota; Peronosporomycetes; Peronosporales; Peronosporaceae. The record is from the annotation of a GenBank genome assembly.